Exophiala bonariae is the source of this 1767-nucleotide messenger RNA. RefSeq lists its product as uncharacterized. The coding region runs from base 1 to 1767 and encodes 588 amino acids. Gene Ontology annotation, cellular component: plasma membrane. Gene Ontology annotation, biological process: iron ion transport; copper ion import; intracellular iron ion homeostasis. NCBI's taxonomy places the organism in Eukaryota, Fungi, Ascomycota, Eurotiomycetes, Chaetothyriales, Herpotrichiellaceae. Gene Ontology annotation, molecular function: ferric-chelate reductase activity. The record is from RefSeq and is a predicted model, not a curated record. The transcript has 5 exons.
AUGGAUAUCAGUCAGAUAUAUGCGAUCAUCGUCUUCGGUAUUGCGUUAUGCUUUCUCCUCAGGAAUAUCCUUUCCACACAGCAAUUUAUGACUGAUAUCACUCUUCAAACAUCGAAACGCCUAACUUAUAGUUACAUCCUCAACCGUCAUGCACUGAUAGGUCCAUGGAGCGUAGCCACUGCCAUGAUCCAGGUGGUGUACCUGACGGUGAAUGUGUUUUGUCUUUGCUUUGAGGUCGACGACUUGUCCCAUGCAGGUCGGCGCGCUGGGACGUUAUCCUUGAUCAAUAUAGGUCCGCUUUUGGGGGUUUUCCAUCUCGAUUUUCUCGCGACCGUAUUGGGGCUUCCUUUGAAAACAGUCAAACGUGUACAUCGUCUGGCUAGUCUCGCUGCUUUUGCACUUGCUGUGUUUCAUGUCGUUAUUUUGGCGGCAACGGAGAAAUCAGCGUUCCAGACCGAGUCCUUCCAUCCCUUUGUUAUCAUUGCGGGCUCGGCAUUGGGCUGGCUGGCGAUUUUGUCGUGGCGUAUUUUCCGGAAGCCCUCAUACGAAAUCUUCCUUCGAACUCACCAAGCCCUGGCUCUUCUUUGUGCUUAUUCGAUAUGGCACCAUUUACCUGCGGAACAGAUGUUCCCUCGCGUUUAUCUGUACGGAUUUGCGGGUGUGUUUGGUACGACAUUUGCACUCGAAGGAAUUAAUGUUUUCAUUCGAAGUGGAUGCUUCCGUCACAGACGCUCACGAGCCACCAUCACUGGUUCAUGCGGAAUGGUUAAACUCAGAUUACAUCUUUCUCGGCCCUUGAAGAUUGAACCAGGUCAACACAUCAAUCUGUGGAUGCCUUCAGUGAGCUUUUGGUCUUUUCUACAGAGUCACCCAUUCGUGGUGACCUCCUGGGCAGCCACGCCACAAACCACCCUUGACAUCUUCAUACAACCGCGCCAGGGCUUUACGAGAAACCUUCUCCACCUCGCCAACCGGGGAACGCAGACGGACAACAAGUGGGUUAUGUUUAGUGGUCCACAUGGCCAAACUAUUCCGACUGGCAAGUAUGAAAAGGUGAUGAUGAUUGCAGAUGGUGCCGGCAUAGCUGCCCAACUACCACACUUGAAGAGGCUGAUCCAUGGCUAUCACGCUCGCCAAGUUUUCACCCGCAGAAUCCACUUGAUCUGGCAGAUAAGUGACAUCAGCAUCGCAGCACAGCCAUUUCUGAAUGAGGCGCUAGAUCAGGACAAGCUCGAGAGCGGUGGUAUUCUCCAAAUCUCGAUCUAUGUGAACCUCAAUGAUGUUUCGAAGGUGUCAUUUGGGAGACGGAGUACCGUUUAUCCGGGAUUGGCGGAUUUCGAAAGUCUAAUAGAGAAAGACCUAAUAUUUAGUGGACAGCUCAGUCAGCUGUGGCCGGAACAGAAGGUCCUGGGCUCCUUGGCUAGUCGCCAAACGCAAUCGGUGAAGGAUCAUGAGCUUGCAUCCGCCGAGCACAGACCCGCGCACACGUUGAACGCAGGUCAUGCUCGACAGAGUGCUUCCUCCGCAUAUUCUACUGACGAGCACAGGUACGAAAUAAGUUACCACUCGGGCGAAAGAAGCGCAUUAGAUCGAUUUACUCCUGAGGGUGACAGCAUAGAAAAUGUGACACAACCACUGGAGGAGAGGUUUCUUGUUCUAGUAUCGGGGUUUACAGAGACUCGAGAUAAAAUUCGAAAGAUGGCACAAAGGCGUCUGGAGCUGAACGUGGAGCUUGCAGAGAUGGAAUUUCAACCCUUUAAAAUUUAG